AUGGCUUGUGUGAUAGCUCAAGGGGCUUCGAAAGUGACUGCAAUGGUAAUGGAAAACAUUGAUGCAAAUUAUUAUGUUUUAUCUGAUACAUCCAAACGUUCUAAUGAAAUAGAAUGUGAAACAGCUAACAAGAUGUGGCAGAUCAAAAUAACCAAAGAUCCAUCUACACUUGCUUCUUCUACCAGUUGCGAUGAUAAAACUGAAGAACAAGAUAAGCAAAUUGAAAUCUAUCUUGUUGAUAUUAAGAAACAGUUAGAAAUGGAGCUAUUAAUUGAAUGGAAAGUUGGCAAUAUAAACAUCACACAAAAGUUUCGUCAGUAUCAACAAAGUAUCAUUAACAAGGUGGUAAGCUAUGGAUUGAAGUGA
Messenger RNA from Racocetra persica, 366 nucleotides. Lineage: Eukaryota; Fungi; Glomeromycota; Glomeromycetes; Diversisporales; Gigasporaceae. The record is from the annotation of a GenBank genome assembly.